AUGGAGGCUGCUCAAGUUUUUCGCAAGGUAAGAUUCUCGAUUGCAAACUUGAUAGAAAAAUCAUGUUUCCACGUGGAUUCCUUUUAGUAAAUACGUGAAAAACUAAAAUCGCUGCGAGACCUCAGCUCUUCAAAAAAGGUGUGCGCCUUUAAUUUGUUCAGAUUUUGAUUCUCAGCCUUUAACUUUUUUGAAAAUGCCUUCCAAAAACAAUGAAAUAGUUUUCCUGAUUCAUCUUGACGAGACGAAUCGGAUGGUAUAUUCAGUUUCUUCUGAAAAAUGCCUCUAACAUGCUGGAAAUGCGCUGAAAUCACUAUCUAGUGUGUAAACACCGCGACGCACAAAUCCACAAAUUUCUCAGCAAUCCAUCCCGUAAUUACAUUGUAAAAAUAGCGUUUCUGUAACGAGACUAGGGUUCCGAUGUAAUUACAAACAGUGAAAAUCAACAGUUUGUAAUUACAUCGGAACCCUAGUCUCGUUACAGAAACGCUAUUUCUACAAUGUAAUUACGGGACGGAUUGCUGAGUUGUGUAUACCGUAGUGAAAGAAAAAAGCGUGACGUGCACGUGAGAGAAAAAAGCGUGACAUGAAUAAUCAUUUUUGAUCAUUUCUAAUUGCAGGAAAUAUGUAUGAGAUCAUUGAAAAUGUGAAAAAUGCCUCUCUAAAAAUUUGAACCCGUGUUACCCUAGAUCAAUGUUUCGUUGCAGGUAGAAAAGAUAGUAUGCGUUGGUGCUGGUUAUGUUGGUGGACCAACUUGUGCAAUGAUUGCUCACAAAUGUCCAAAUAUCACAGUAACCGUUGUCGAUAUGAACACCGAAAAAAUUGCCGAAUGGAAUUCGGAUAAAUUGCCAAUCUACGAACCCGGAUUGGAUGAGAUUGUUUUUGCGGCGAGAAACAAGAAUCUCUUCUUCUCCUCUGAUAUUCCAAAAGCGAUUCGUGAAGCUGAUUUGAUUUUUAUCUCGGUUAACACACCAACAAAAAUGUAUGGACGUGGAAAGGGAAUGGCUCCUGAUCUCAAAUACGUUGAAUCGGUUUCGAGAACUAUUGCUGAACACGCGAUUGGACCAAAAAUUGUUGUUGAGAAAAGUACUGUACCAGUUCGAGCUGCGGAAAGUAUUGGAUGUAUUUUGAGAGAGGCUCAAAAACAUAACCCUGAUUUGAAAUUCCAGGUAAUUAUUAAUUAUUAAACAGAAAAUUAAAAUAAAGAUUAUUUUUAAAGGUUCUUUCAAACCCGGAAUUCCUUGCCGAAGGAACUGCAAUGAGAGAUCUUGCCAAUCCAGAUCGAGUUCUGAUCGGAGGAGAAAAUUCAGUCGAAGGACUCGAAGCUGUUUCUCAAUUAGUUCGAGUUUAUGAACAUUGGGUUCCAAGAGAACGAAUCAUCACAACAAAUACAUGGAGUAGUGAAUUAUCAAAAUUGGUUGCAAAUGCAUUCCUUGCUCAAAGAAUCUCAUCAAUCAACGCGAUUUCUGCGGUUUGCGAAGCAACUGGAGCUGAUGUUGGAGAAGUUGCACACGCAGUUGGUUGCGAUUCUCGAAUCGGCCCGAAAUUCUUGCAAGCCUCUGUUGGUUUUGGUGGAUCGUGCUUCCAAAAAGAUGUUCUUUCAUUGGUCUACCUUUGUGAAUCAUUGAAUUUGCCACAAGUUGCCGAAUAUUGGCAAUCGGUUAUUGAUGUUAAUAAUUGGCAAAGAAGACGAUUUGCAAAUAAAAUUAUUGCCGAAUUAUUCAACACUGUGACCGACAAGAAAAUUGCUAUUUUUGGAUUUGCAUUCAAGAAAAAUACCGGUGAUACAAGGUUGGUUUUUUGUUUUGUGCUAAAAAAAAUGACGUUGUUACUGAUAAGAAUCAUUGGCACACCCCUAAGUAUCUAGAUCAACAUCGGAAAUUUUCAAUUUUGUUUUUGUAACUCUUCCAGAUAUGCACGUUUUAAUAUUAUUGGAAAAGGAACAAAGUCCUAUUUUGAAUCAAAAUAUUAUUUGAGGUGAUAAAUGAAAGCUUUGGUUCCCUGAUUUUAGCUAUUCUGUUGCUGGGAAAACGGGAAUUUUUCAGAGAAUCAUCGGCAAUUUAUGUUGCUCAACAUUUGAUGGAAGAACACGCGAAACUCUCGAUUUAUGAUCCAAAAGUUUCCAAACAACAAAUGUUCAAUGAUUUGAAGAAUGUGACAAGUUCUCAAGAUGGUUAGUUUAGAUUUUUUGGAAUUUUUUACCUCAAUCCAAAAAUAUUCUAGUUGAUCGUUUGGUUACUUUUGAAACUGAUCCAUAUGAAGCAGCUCGUGAUGCUCAUGCAAUUGUUAUUCUCACCGAAUGGGAUGAGUUUUUGGUAAGUUAAAAUUUAUAUAUUCUUGGAUAAUUUAUAUAAUUUUUCUUUUUUUUUUGCAGACUUUGGAUUAUAACCGGAUUCAUGAGACAAUGAAACAUCCAUCAGCCAUUUUCGAUGGUCGCCUUAUUUUGGAUCAAAAACAUUUGCAAAACAUUGGCUUCCGCACUUUUGCGAUUGGAAGUGCUUCCGAACAAGAAUACAAUCUUUUCGGAUCCUCGAUUUGA
This is a messenger RNA of Caenorhabditis angaria, 2536 nucleotides long. NCBI's taxonomy places the organism in Eukaryota, Metazoa, Nematoda, Chromadorea, Rhabditida, Rhabditidae. The record is from the annotation of a GenBank genome assembly.